AUGGAUCAGCACAAACUAUCACUUCAACUUUUACUAACCCUUCAUCUAUUCGCAUCAGGUGUAUUAUCAACAACAACGUUCACAGUGGUUAACAAAUGCGACUACACAGUGUGGCCAGGCAUUCUCUCUAACGCAGGAAUCGCGCCGCUUACAACAACCGGUUUCGUUCUCCACACCGGUGAGUCAAAAACCGUAACCGCUCCAACCUCUUGGGGUGGCCGUUUCUGGGGCCGCACUCUUUGCACGCAAGACUCCGCCGGAAAAUUCUCCUGCCUCACCGGAGAUUGCGGCUCCGGCAAGCUCGACUGUGCCGGCAACGGCGCCACGCCACCGGCGACCUUGGCCGAGUUCACUCUCAAUGGAAACGGAGGCCUCGAUUUCUUCGACGUGAGCCUCGUGGACGGUUACAACGUGCCGAUGCUGGUGGCUCCCCAGGGUGGCUCAGGUGAUAACUGCACUCUUACAGGGUGCGUUGGGGACCUGAACGGCGCGUGUCCUUCGGAGCUUAGGGUUACAAACGUGGAUGGAAAACAGAGCGUGGCGUGUAAGAGCGCGUGUGAGGCGUUCGGGUCCCCGCAGUAUUGCUGCAAAGGCGCGUUUGGGUCGCCAAACACUUGCAAGCCUUCGGCUUACUCGCAGAUUUUUAAGAACGCUUGCCCACGCGCCUACAGCUACGCGUACGAUGACAAGACCAGCACUUUUACGUGCGCUUCUUCGACGGAUUACACCAUCACUUUUUGCCCUUCCCCUAACGACAAUCCCAGUCAGAAAUCGUGGCAGGGGCAAAACCCGAAAUCAGAUAGCGGUAGUUCUUCUUCUGAGUCGCCGCCGCAGCUCAAUAAUGGCACAAUGGUGUAUGUUGGUGCCAUGGAUGAAAGUGAAUUAUCGUGGUCGGCAGGUACCCAUGUGACUGUGAAGGAAUCUCAAGCCAUUGCUAGUUUUGUCAGUAUCACCAUUGCUCUUUGGGUCUUGAGCCAACUAUGGUAA
Messenger RNA from Sphenostylis stenocarpa, 987 nucleotides. Lineage: Eukaryota; Viridiplantae; Streptophyta; Magnoliopsida; Fabales; Fabaceae. The record is from the annotation of a GenBank genome assembly.